Synchytrium microbalum is the source of this 753-nucleotide messenger RNA. RefSeq lists its product as uncharacterized. The transcript has a single exon. The coding region runs from base 1 to 753 and encodes 250 amino acids. Lineage: Eukaryota; Fungi; Chytridiomycota; Chytridiomycetes; Synchytriales; Synchytriaceae. The record is from RefSeq and is a predicted model, not a curated record.
AUGAUUAUUGAUGGUCUGACCAGUAUUGAUGUGAGAUCUGUCGAUGGCUUCCAAGGUCAGGAACGCGAUAUUAUCAUAUUCUCGGCUACCAGAAGCAAUCAGCAUGGACAGAUUGGCUUUCUUUCUGAUCCAAGACGAUUGAACGUAGCACUGACGAGAGCCAAGUCGUCAUGUUGGGUAGUAGGAGAUGGUUACACUCUACAUAGGUCAUCUGGUAGUGAACUUUGGAAGUCUUUGAUUCAGGAUGCCAAAAGCCGUGGAGUAUACUUUGAAGAGCAACCUGUAGCAACCAAUCAAUCGGUAAUGGCAAAAAAAUUGAAAGAAAUAGUUGGUGAAGAGACGGGUUGGCAAUAUUGUCAAUCGCAACGAACAGCCGCACCUCUUCCAAACGAGUUAAAUAUUAUGUUCGAAAAUGCUCGUUGGAAGAUUCUUGUGUCACGAGCAGCUCUCGAUGCACUACGAGGUGUAAGCGAGGGCUUACGAAAAUCUCUUCUGUCGGUGGCCUCACAGCUAGCAAGCGGCUUUAAGAAAACCAGCUUUUCUUCCAAGGAUGUUGGACAGUACAAAAAGUUGCUGAGAUGGGUGGACUGGCAAUCCUAUAAGAUCGUUUGGAGUGUCGGGUUAGACUCGACUGACUACAAACAAUGUAUACGAAUCUGGAACAUCUGCUCUAGUCAAGACUCUGAUGCUUCUUUACGAAACAUUGAGAAAAUCUUGCUGUCGCACUCGCCAGAAUAUCUUGAGAAAUGGUAA